UCCUGUCUGUGUCUUUUCCUGGACUUGACCUUCUUGUCAGAACGUAGUGACUAGUUAGUACUAUCAAUGGUGCUCCGGUGUUAAUUCAAUUUUGAGCAUUGCCUCCUCAGCUGAAAGGACAAGCUAAAAGAUGGCUGUGGUUGCCAGGUCGUUUUCCAAAUUCGCUGUCAGAAAUUGUGGCAGUUUAUUACGCUCUCAGGUCAGAUUUAAUUACACAGAAACUAGGAAGAAUUUAAAAAUUGAUGCAAAUACCAAAGUGAUAUGUCAAGGUUUUACUGGAAAGCAAGGGACUUUCCAUUGCCAGCAAGCGCUCGAUUAUGGUACAAAGAUAGUAGGUGGAGUUAGUCCUAAGAAGGCUGGAACAGAACAUCUUGGUAAACCGGUGUAUAAGAGUGUUAAAGAGGCGAAAGAAGCAACUGGAGCUACUGCAACAGUCAUUUAUGUGCCUCCUCCAGCUGCAGCAUCAGCCAUUAUGGAAGCAAUUGAUGCAGAAAUGCCAUUAAUUGUUUGUAUUACUGAAGGUAUUCCUCAACAUGAUAUGGUCAAAGUAAAAAGGCGACUACUUGAACAAAAUAAGUCACGUUUAAUUGGGCCAAACUGCCCUGGAAUAAUAGCACCUGAACAGUGUAAAAUUGGUAUUAUGCCUGGUCACAUACAUCAAAGAGGAAAGAUUGGCAUUGUCUCGAGAUCAGGAACCCUAACUUACGAGGCUGUGAAUCAAACGACACUUGCGGGACUUGGGCAAACAUUAUGCGUCGGCAUUGGCGGCGAUCCGUUCAAUGGUACCGAUUUCAUUGACUGUUUGGAUGUAUUUCUUACCGACCCAGAUUGCGGCGGUAUUAUAAUGAUAGGAGAGAUUGGAGGCAGCGCAGAAGAAUUUGCAGCAGAAUAUCUCAUCGAAAAAAAUACUGGUGGAAAAGCUAAGCCAGUGGUAUCAUUUAUUGCUGGUCUUACUGCACCACCUGGACGAAGAAUGGGACAUGCUGGUGCCAUAAUAUCAGGAGGAAAGGGCGGGGCGCAAGACAAGAUUAAUGCACUCGAAAAAGCUGGUGUAAUAGUAACAAGGAGUCCUGCACAAAUGGGUAAUGAACUUCUGAAGGAAAUGACACGCCUUGGUUUGAUUAAUUGAAGCACAUACUACUAUAAUUCUGUGUAGUUCUCUUCAUGUCCAUGUAAAACGUCUACAAGAAAAAUAAAUUGAAAGUAUGCCAUAACAGCAAUAACUCACAGAACAUAGUAGUGCAUUGAAAUAUAAAAAUUAUUUUAUUUGCUAACGUUGUAUCAAUUGUUCUCAUUACUAUAGGACAGUGAUCAAUGCUAAAGAUUACACAGAAGAUAACUGAUAUUUUUUAAAGAGAGCUGGAUUUAUUUUAACAGCGCGAACAACUUUAUAAUACUUUUGCAGAAUUAAUUGUUACGUUAAGUAGCAAAGAAUAAUUUAUGUGUUAUCUGAGGGAACGUUAAAACUGCCAUUGAUCUGUCACGAUUUGACUAUUGCAGAGUUAUAAAUUUUUCUAUAUGUAAACAGUUUUUUGAGGAACGGUUGUUUAAGUGUAUAAUGUACUAUUGUAAAUUAUAUCAAGCAUAUAAUAUAUUAUGGUAAUGAAUCUAACUUUAUGGAAUAUGUAUCCUUAUUGUAAAACAUGUUAAGAAUUCAAAUAUAUAUAUAAAUAUUGCUGCUUGUUCCCA
Molecule: messenger RNA, 1689 nt
Organism: Solenopsis invicta (red fire ant)
Lineage: Eukaryota; Metazoa; Arthropoda; Insecta; Hymenoptera; Formicidae
Gene: Scsalpha1
Product: succinate--CoA ligase [ADP/GDP-forming] subunit alpha, mitochondrial
Exons: 7
Coding region: 131-1129 (332 amino acids)
Biological process (GO): tricarboxylic acid cycle
Cellular component (GO): mitochondrion; succinate-CoA ligase complex (ADP-forming)
Molecular function (GO): succinate-CoA ligase (GDP-forming) activity; succinate-CoA ligase (ADP-forming) activity
Source: RefSeq, a predicted model, not a curated record